AUGAAGAAAGAGAAAGAUGGGAUUUCCAGCAGAAGCAAUGCUUCUAGGAUCGAUGCCUGGCGCGCUACCGUCUCAAGUUUCAGCAUCCGCGGCUCAGCAUCGCCAGAGUCUUUCAAUCGUCAUCGACUACCGCCUUUUGACUUGGACGAAAUCCCAUUGGAUGGAAAAAAGGCUCUUACUGGUCCGAUCAAGCCAAACCAAUUCUUGUCUCCUCCCAGCUCACCACCUUCGUUUUGCUCGACCAUUCAGGACUCUGAAGCGACUGAUCCUCUAUCAACUGGUCCCAGUCAGAGCGUUCGACAACUAUACUCGACUGGAAACCCAUCUUCAACUACACUUUUGAGUGUUGAUAUACAUGAAUGCAUUCUAUCCGCACCAAAAUCCAGCUAUAAAGACUUCGAACCCCCUAAUGGCAUGUCAAUCAUGUCCGAGUGGAGAGCACUUCAAAAACUCUCGCCAUAUAUGGAUGCAUCGAAAACAGAUGAAUGCGCACAAGAUUUCAAAGAGAUACUUCUCAGUGACUUUUCAAUCUACCUCGAUACCCCUGAUUAUCCGGAAGAGAUGCGGUCUCUCCACCACCUAAACACAAAAAUAAGACAUGGCAACUUCUUUUUUGACGGCGUGCUCGGCAUUGGCAACGAAAAAGUAUAUGUGCGUCGGAUUCAGAUAGCUGCGGUUCCCAUUGGCAACUACGGCUCGGUCUCGAAGCACACUGUCCGGGGCAGCAUUUGGCUACAGUCCCCAUUGGGUUCUAAACAGGCGUUAUUUUACAAAUUGGGAAAACCGGCACGGGAAUACGGGCGUUUCUUUUACCCCUUUUUAUGGGUUGCCGACUUGGCGAAGCAUUUUGUGGACUUUCUUUUCAUCAUGGCGGAAAACGGGCGCAAGGUUUCCAUUCAUCACUUUCGAUCGACUUUUGUUGCGUGGCUGAAGAAGAGCCACAGGGGAGCGCCGGAGUUUCUGGAGUGGUUGAGCCAACACCCAAGCGAGGACUAUCGGACUUCGGUUGUUGCCAACAUCAAAUUUCUCUACAAGGAGGCUGUAGGGGUGUUGAGUCACCCGAAAGCUUGCCUUCACACGAUAUGGGCUGAAGUUUUGGACUUUCAGCUGUUUAAGAGCUUGCCUGCGGUGGCGGAUCCCCCAACGAUCGUUACUCAGUACAUAUACGAUUGCUUUGAACAUUUGCCGUUUGGCGAUCGUCUUCAGGUUAUUCCCUUGAGCCUCAAGACUACUAAGCUUCGCAAUGAAUUGAUCCGUCAACGGCACUUGGAAUACCCGUCGAGUUUACACCACGCUGCGAAAGACCUUGUUGCGCCAUCACAAGAGACUAUCAAUAACAUCAAGCCUGGCGAUACCAUUUCGACGCACAGGGAUGAUGUAGCGUCCGGCACGAUAUGGAAGAGAGAGCUCUCCAAGGGUUUCUCAGAUGUGGACCGAUGGUUCGCCCGGGUGCAAUCUGUUCACGUUGACAGAAAAGGACUGCGCACAUUCGAUGUGAUUUGGUACUAUCGACCGGUAGACACCCUCUGCGGCUUGAUGAAAUAUCCAUGGAACAAUGAGCUAUUCCUCUCCGACCACUGUUCUUGCUCGGAACCCUCCAAAAUCGACGAAGACGAGAUUCUCGGCGUUCACGACGUCGAAUUCUGGGCAACAUCAACAACAAAAGCAGAGUUCUUCUGCCGGCAAACCUAUCUCCAGGAAGAACGAAGAUGGGUGACGUUGAAGGAAAGCCACCUGUGGUGCGAGCAUACUGGGGUACAGCAACCAAAGACGGCCUCCGCGCCGGCAUAUCAACCCGGAGAGACAUAUUUGCUGCACCUAGACUUGAAGAGCGACGUUUCGGAGCCCUGUGAAUACAUCGGCUUGGCUAGAGAAGGCAGCGCCAGAGUUUAUAAGUUCAGACGACUUCUACGCCGUAGACUGGUUGAUUCAAACGCACCAAACGCGCGACCAAACGAGCUUGUUUACAGCGAGAAAACCGUCAAAGUAAGGAAGAGCCAAAUCCUGACCUCUUGCUCAGUGAGAUUCUUUCGAGACGGUGAUACGAUUGCUACGCCAUAUGAUCGCAAUGGUACGGGAAAUCUCUUCUACAUCACCCACCAGCAAAUUCUCAUUGAUGGAAUUUCAUUUUACACCCCGUUGAAGACAGCACCAGCUUCUCUGCAGCAAGGACCCAGUUCCCUCCCGGCAACAGAAAAACUCCGCGGAAUUGACUUGUUCUGCGGAGGAGGCAACUUUGGCAGAGGCCUUGAAGAUGGCGGAGCCAUCCAAAUGAAAUGGGCCAACGACUAUGACAGCAAAGCCAUCCACACUUACAUGGCAAACGUCAAGAACCCCCAAGACCUUGACCCCUUUCUCGGCUCCAUUGACGAUUUACAGCGUCUAUCCAUGCAAGGCGACUUUGCAAAGAAUGUGCCGCAGAUUGGAGACGUCGACUUUAUAUCUGGCGGCAGCCCCUGUCCUGGCUUCUCCGCCCUCACCAACGACAAGACCACCGCGGCACAGCGCAAGAACCAAUCGCUCGUCGCAGCCUUUGCAUCCUUUGUCGACCUCUACCGUCCCAAAUACGGCGUGCUCGAAAACGUCCCCGGCAUAGUCAACAAGAAGACCGCCCGAGACCAAGACGUCUUCAGCCAGCUCAUCUGCGCCCUCGUCGGCCUCGGCUACCAAACGCACUUCUUCUUCCUCGACGCAUCGUCAUGCGGCUCGCCGCAGCGCAGACCUCGCAUCUUCGUCGUCUUUGCCGCCCCCGGGCUCGAGCUGCCCAAGAAGCCGCCGCAUACCCAUUCGCAUCCCGCAAACACGCGCGAGCUCGGCAUCGGAUACCUGCCCAACGGCCAGAGCAUGGCCGCUCGAGAAAUGCCCACGGCCACGCCGUUCAAAUACGUGACGGCAGAAGAAGCAGUGUCGGACUUGCCUGCGAUCCACGACGCCCAGCCCGACAUCUGCGUCCCGUAUCCCGACCACCGCCCGACAAGGGGCCACACCAAGACGCAACGAGCUCGCAUAUCCGCCAUCCCAACCCAGCCAUGGGGCAUGGACUUUGCAACAGCCUGGUACGGCCAAGACCGGUCCAAGGGACAAGCCGGCGCCGGCGCAAUGACAGCAGCCGAGCGCGACAUGUUCUACAAGGCAAGCAGCCCAUCUUCAAAAGAGCCCAUGAACACGCUCCCCGCGUCAAAAGCAUACGGGCGAAUGUUCCCCAACAAGCUCUUCGAGACCAUUGUCACGGCAACAACACCCACAGACGCCAAAAACGGGCGCGUCCUCCACUGGCGAGAAAACAGACUCAUCACCGUCAUGGAAGCGCGCCGGGCACAAGGCUUCCGCGACGAGGAAGUCCUCCUGGGAGACCCGGGGACGCAGUACAAAAUCGUCGGCAACAGCGUGGCGAGACAGGUCGCCGUCGCUCUGGGAAUCACGUUCCGCGACGCAUGGGCCACGAGUCUGGAAAGAAACAAGAAGCCCAAGUUUGCAAAUCGUUAUGCUGUGGAAGAGGCAGAUGCCCCAGAUGCUGUUGAUGAGUCCUCCCAGGCUGGGUCUCUUCCUCCUGAUACGACGGCGCAGACCACCGCUUCCAGAGACUCCACGCCUUUGACAUCAGUAGAGAGCGUGCAAGAUGGCGGUCGCUCAACUCGGCAGGCAAAGUUCACAGGCGGUUGUAAACGUGCGUAUUCUUCAGAAGGCCUAGUCGUGGAGAUAUCUCAAGCUUUGAAGAGGCCAAGGUUGGGCAGUGGUGCACGAAUGCCUGCCGAACUUUAA
This is a messenger RNA of Trichoderma atroviride IMI 206040, 3762 nucleotides long. RefSeq lists its product as uncharacterized. The record is from RefSeq and is a predicted model, not a curated record. NCBI's taxonomy places the organism in Eukaryota, Fungi, Ascomycota, Sordariomycetes, Hypocreales, Hypocreaceae. Gene Ontology annotation, molecular function: chromatin binding; DNA binding; DNA (cytosine-5-)-methyltransferase activity. Gene Ontology annotation, biological process: negative regulation of gene expression via chromosomal CpG island methylation. Gene Ontology annotation, cellular component: nucleus.